AUCCCACGAGCUGUCGCAGCUGUUCUCGUUCAUUUUCAUGACAAAAAGUUAUUGUUGCUUUUACAAGAAGUUAGAAAGUCGUACAUCGGCAAAUUUGGAAGAUUUUAUUACUCGGAAAGGAAACUCGGAAGAUCAUUGUUAUUCUUCAAAAUGUAAGAAAUUUCUCAAACCAAGGAGAAGAGCCAGCGGAGAAGAAAAAUACACAGGCUGAUUUGAUCCUCUAAGCAAAAAGUGCCACCUUUUGGAAGGGAAACAUGGCAGAUUUUGAUGCGAUUUACGAAGAAGAGGAGGAAACGAACUUUGAUGAAAAUUACCAUGCGAUGACUGCCCCCGAUCCGGUGGUCGUUCGGGGUGCUGGGAAUAUGACAAUAUUUGGUCUGAGCAACGUUUUCAACACGGAAUUUCCAUCAGGGCUGGUAUCUCGAGUUGCCCCAGAAGAAUUCCAGGCAACAAUCACCAGGGUGAAUAGCGAGCUGCGCAAAACUCUACCAGUGAAUGUGAGGUGGCUUUUGUGUGGAUGUGUUUGCUGUUGCUGCACCCUUGGCUGCUCCCUGUGGCCGGUCGUUUGCCUCAGUCGAAGGGCGCAGCUGUCAUUAACCAAGUUGCUGGACUAUGAGAACUCAAGGCUGUAUAAUAAGUUAGGUCUGCAUUGGAGACUUGCUAAGAGGCGGUGCGACUCAUCAUCCAUGAUGGAAUAUGUUUUGCUGGUGGAAUUUGUACCAAAAAUUCCAAUCUACCGACCUGAUUGAUGGAUGGCUUCCUGAGAGCAUUUUUUACUGUUCCUGAAUGUAUGUACUCUAGAUAGAACAAGUUAUAAAAUUUAAUUAUUUAUUUUGUUGGCCUGCAAGUGAUUUUUAGUAGUAAUAUUCUCUAAUAUUUCUACCAGUUAAAGAGUUUUGCUAAUAUUUAUAAAACAAUUUAUUAACGGGUGAGCGAUCAGACAAAUUUGAAUAGCUUUGUAAAUUAUAGGUUGGGCUGCUGAUCGUAAAUUAGCUUUAAAUCGCCUCCAUUGUGCAAAUGCUGGGGUUUUUGCUAAAAAAAGUUUGAUAUUGAGGUGCUUAAAUGAACGAGUUCAUUCAAGUGAAUUUAUUUUUUUUUUUUAUAUAAGAAAAUGGUAGUUGUUUUAAUGAUAAAUUUGAUGCGAAAAUAAUUUAUUCCUUGACUUGAAAUAGUGAAGUGAGACGGCUCGAACUGAAACACAUAAUGAAUAAUGUGCACAUUUGAUAUUCAGCCAAUCGGCAACUAUAGUAAGCGGAUGUGACAUUUAAAAUUGCUCUUCCAAUCAGCUUGUACACCAAAUGUUAAGUAAUAUUAAAAACCAGCACUUAUUGUAAAUUGGGACAAAAUUUUAUGAUCACGAAUAAAAUUGUGCAAUAUAAUAUAUAGACCACAGCACGCUUUAAGAAGCACAAGAGCGAGAUUGCACCCAACCUAAAUGUAUAAUAUCGUGUGAGAGGCGGUCAAUGGACAACAAGUUUAUGAAUUGUAUUGAAUUGAUUUUUACAAAAAUGAGUCCACUAGGUCAAUUGUAUUGUCAAAGUGCUAAUUUUGGAACAUCUCAUUGCAAGACUAAUUUGGGAUCGGUAAUUUUGACGUUUCUGGAGCAGAUGUGAGAAAAAAUGUGAAAAUGUUUAAUUUUAACUAUUGUUACGCGACAGUAAAAGUGGCCAUGAUACUGAUUAUUUUUUAACUCUUAUAGCUAUCAGCUUAUUUAAUAAAUGGCAACAUGAUUAUUUUCUGUAGGUUUAAUUUUAAUAAAUCAGAAAUCUCCUGCAUAUUAAAGCUUGUGCGUAUCUUU
Molecule: messenger RNA, 1798 nt
Organism: Neocloeon triangulifer
Lineage: Eukaryota; Metazoa; Arthropoda; Insecta; Ephemeroptera; Baetidae
Product: cysteine-rich hydrophobic domain-containing protein 2
Exons: 4
Coding region: 255-749 (164 amino acids)
Source: RefSeq, a predicted model, not a curated record